CCCCCACUCUCUCUCUGUCUCUCUCUCUCUCUGUAGUUCGAUUGAUAGAAUUCGGUUCAGAGCAGAGCACACGCGGGCUGCUCUCAAAACUCGUGCAUUUGAUUCCACUGCUGACCUCCGAUUUCUCUCAGAUCCGUCGCGUUUCGCCACAAUCCGACCACAAAUUCCGAUUCCUCGCCGCCGGAAACCUGUGGUUCGGUCUCAGUUCCUUCUCCGGGAGUUGCCUGUACGGGGACUUAAAAUGGGUUUCUGGGAUUUUCUGCUCCAGUAGCCAUAGCUUGAUUCAAUUGAAAUGUGCCCAUAGCUCCAUUGCUGCUCUCCAAGUCACCGUGAAUAGAAGAGAUGCCGUGAACUCAAGUCAAUGGGUUUUUGACAUUUUAACGUCUCUGUGUGCUGAAUGCUGAAGGCCAAGUUCUCUUUGUUUUUUGCUCUUCAUGUGAAUUGGGGUUAUUUAAUCUCAGCUGCUUAUGAGAUGGAACUGCAGGAUGGGGAUAAAUAGCUGCCCUUUUUAAAAAAAUUCUAAUUAACUAUUUUCAUUUCUUUUGCCACUUGAAAUUCUCAAGGAGAAAUUUAGUUAGGGGAACCAAAAUGAUGGAGCCUGAGAUAUGCUCUUCUCGGGUUCUUUCUCCUUUUAGGGAGGAAAGCGGCGAUGAAGAGCUUUCUGUCCUUCCCAGGCACACAAAAGUUAUUGUAACAGGGAACAACAGAACAAAGUCUGUUUUGGUGGGUCUGCAAGGAGUCGUCAAGAAAGCUGUUGGUCUUGGUGGAUGGCACUGGCUGGUUUUGAAAAAUGGGGUUGAAGUGAAGCUGCAAAGGAAUGCUCUGAGCGUUUUGGAACCUCCCACUGGGAAUGAAGAAGAUGAUUUUAAUGACUCCUAUAAUAGCUUUGACAUUGACGGAAAGGACAAUGAGUUCUCCAGUGGAGUUGAAUUCAGCAAACUAAGCAAACCAAGAGUUCAAUAUACAAGGCCAUGGGUUUCGUCUACAUCCGUAAAGUCAGCCAACCAUUGGAACUACAAAGUUCAGUCCACCGUUCAGACAUCUCAACUGGGAGUCAACUUGGCAAGAUUAGGAACCAGCUCACUAUGGAGAUAUUGGCGAAGCUUCAAAUUGGGAAGCCCAAACCCUAAUCUUACCAAAGAACAAGUGGUUCAUGCUGUUCACAAGCAUUUGGCUUCACAGCGAGUCGAUGAGUUCCAAGUGAUUGCAGAAUUUAUCCAUGCAGCCAAGAGACGGAGAUCAGCUGAAAUAUAGAGUGAUUGGACUCAGAUGUUUAGAGUGGUUGUACAAUAUGUAUCAUCCUACUACAUUAACUCCAAUCUUGUACUCCUAAUCCCCUAGAAUCCAUUGCUAAUCAUGUAGUACAAUAGGCUUAUAUAUGACCUUCACUCGAAUGUCAUAUGGUCU
Molecule: messenger RNA, 1407 nt
Organism: Diospyros lotus (date-plum)
Lineage: Eukaryota; Viridiplantae; Streptophyta; Magnoliopsida; Ericales; Ebenaceae
Exons: 7
Coding region: 589-1254 (221 amino acids)
Biological process (GO): regulation of DNA-templated transcription
Cellular component (GO): histone deacetylase complex
Molecular function (GO): protein binding; transcription coregulator activity
Source: RefSeq, a predicted model, not a curated record